This is a messenger RNA of Linum tenue, 512 nucleotides long. The record is from the annotation of a GenBank genome assembly. Lineage: Eukaryota; Viridiplantae; Streptophyta; Magnoliopsida; Malpighiales; Linaceae.
AGAGCCACUCCCGGUGAAGUGAAGAAAAAAGGAAAGGAAAAUCACUAAUUCAGCAAAGCAGUGGCCGUGAAGGGGGAAAAAAAGAGAGAGGCAAGCUUAAUCAAAUAUUACCGGAACGGAUGGCGGCUGGACGCGGGACUCGGCGGAGACGAUGGCGGUGGCGGCCGCGUUGACGGUGUCGAUGGUGGUGGUGGUCGUCGUCGUAGCACCUCUCAUCUCGGGAUUCAGAAAGACGAGCUGCGAAGAUGGCGUAUCAUGCUCUCCCGCGAUUCGAUCUGGAGAAAUGGAAAGCCGCAGACCGACGAAACCGAAUCUGAAUCCGCACCAGAUGGAAACAGAGCGAAGAUUGAAGAGCAAGAAGAAAGAAGAAGGAAGAAGGAACUGUGAGCUUAUAGUAUAAACACGGAGAGAUCAAAUCGGAAAUGCUCUCUCUUCUCUCUCUCUCUCUCUCAGCCUGUCUAAUGAAGUUUGUUUGUUGCUGUUGGAUUGAGUUUACGUUACAGCUCGCUUCU